CUCGAAUUCGAUUGCUUCCGCCGUGUGUGGUUGUUGUGUUGUGCAUCAAACAAAACAAACCAAAAAAUGGUGAAGGGACGACAAGGAGAGCGUGUCAGACUUUAUGUCAGGGGUUCAAUUCUUGGAUACAAGAGGUCCAAGUCAAAUCAAUACCCAAACACCUCUCUUAUCCAGAUUGAAGGAGUAAAUUCCAAGGAAGAGGUUGCAUGGUAUUGUGGUAAACGCAUGGCAUACAUUUACAAAGCUAAGGUAAAGAACAACGGAAGCCACUAUCGCUGCAUUUGGGGUAAGGUUACCAGGCCUCAUGGUAACAGUGGCAUUGUACGUGCCAAGUUCAAGUCAAACCUGCCACCCAGAUCAAUGGGAGCAAGGGUAAGAGUGUUUAUGUAUCCAAGCAACAUAUGAGAUUCUGAUUACCUUUCAGUGCCUAUAGAGUUUUAUGUGACUAGAAGGCAGUAGCAUUCUUCUUUAUGAGGUUAAAUUUUUGUGUCCUUUGUACUCUCGAACAGAAUUUUUUUUACUUGUUUAUGAUGGUGAAUGAACUGCAUGUUUUUUGCCCGUGUUCUAUCUGCUAUUUAAUGAGAUUGAGUUUCGUUUUAGUAAA
Messenger RNA from Gastrolobium bilobum, 604 nucleotides. Its product is annotated as large ribosomal subunit protein eL33w-like. The transcript has 5 exons. Gene Ontology annotation, biological process: cytoplasmic translation; ribosomal large subunit biogenesis. Bases 67 to 405 code for a protein of 112 amino acids. Gene Ontology annotation, molecular function: structural constituent of ribosome. Gene Ontology annotation, cellular component: cytosolic large ribosomal subunit; ribosome. The record is from RefSeq and is a predicted model, not a curated record. NCBI's taxonomy places the organism in Eukaryota, Viridiplantae, Streptophyta, Magnoliopsida, Fabales, Fabaceae.